Megalops cyprinoides (Indo-Pacific tarpon) is the source of this 1179-nucleotide messenger RNA. Its product is annotated as keratin, type I cytoskeletal 18-like. Gene Ontology annotation, biological process: intermediate filament cytoskeleton organization. Gene Ontology annotation, cellular component: keratin filament. The transcript has 7 exons. Bases 10 to 1083 code for a protein of 357 amino acids. Gene Ontology annotation, molecular function: structural molecule activity. The record is from RefSeq and is a predicted model, not a curated record. NCBI's taxonomy places the organism in Eukaryota, Metazoa, Chordata, Actinopteri, Elopiformes, Megalopidae.
GAUGGCAGAAUGGGCACGAUCACGCACAAUGAGAAGGAGGCCAUGCAGGACCUGAACGACCGGCUGGCCUCCUACCUGGAGACGGUGCACAGCCUGGAGCAGGCCAACAGCAAGCUGGAGCUGCAGAUCCGCGAUGCCCUGGAGAAGAAGGGGCCCGACGUCCAUGACUACAGCCGCUACAACGCCAUCCUGGAUGAGCUCAAGCUGCAGAUCAAGGAAAUGAUUGCAGGCAAUGCCGAUCUUGCCAUUAAAAUUGACAAUUUAAUGCUCACUGCUGAAGACUUCAGAAUCAAGCUGGAGGCAGAGGCUGGGUUUUGCCAGGCCCGCCUGGGUGAAAUAGCCUCCUGUAGAGGCAUUCUGGACAGAACUAGCCUGGACAAGAUGAAUCUGGAGGGUGACAUUGAGGCCCUGAGGGAGGAGCUGAUUGUCCUGAGGAAGAAUCAUGAGGAGCAUGUCCUGGAGCUGCGUAACCAGAUCGACCACUCCGGAGUCCAGGUGAACGUGGACGCCCCCAAGGGACAGGACCUGGCGCAGAUCAUGGCGGAAAUGAGGGCCAAGUACGAGAAGAUGGCGCUGAAGGACCAGGAAGAGCUCAAAGCCUGGCAUGAAUCUCAGAUAUCAGAGAUACAGGUGCAGGUGACUCAGAGCACAGAAGCUCUUCAGGGUGCAAGCACAGAGGUCAACGACCUUCGCAGACAGCUACAGACACUGGAGAUCGAGCUUGAGUCGCAGAAGAGCUUGAAAGCCUCUCUGGAGGGCAGCCUGCACGACACGGAGAUGCGCUACAACAUGGAGAUGGAGAAGUACAACACCAUCAUCCUGCAGCUGGAGGCGGAGCUGACGCAGCUGCGCGCCAACAUCCAGCAGCAGACACAGGAGUACGAGGCGCUGCUCAACAUCAAGAUGAAGCUGGAGGCCGAGAUCGCCACCUACAGGAGGCUGCUGGACGGCGGGAACUUCAGGCUGGAAGAUGCUCUCACAGAGGAGCAGACUGUGAUGACAAAAGUGAUGACAUGCAAACAGACCCUGGUGGAUGGGAAGGUUGUGUCCUCCAUCACAGAAACCAAGGAGGGCCAAUACUGAGUAUUUCUCUUCACUCAAAUGACAAUAGAGCGACCAGUCAGUCAAAAAAUAUUAACCACCUUAAUUUCCUUAAAAUGCCUGUAGCACCAGCUUCUC